CCAACAUCCUGGUCUCGUCACGAGCCCCACACGAAUUACAGGGUCCAUUCUGGGCUCGUGCGAAAGCGAAGUUCGGGACAUCCUUCGCACUGGCUCGCAGCGGAAUUAGGGCGUCCCGACCUCGUCCGGACUCGGUCUCACCACAGAAACGGUGACGGCACCAUAUUUGGCCACAUUGCACUUUACGGUGCGCAGUAGGCCCGACAAAAGAACAGCGGGCCCUGUCUGUUGUUCUUGUUGCUGUAGUUAGUGUUCAUUUUGGCCUCAACAGCAGACGCACGAGCCGCUGCACCACAACCGAAGGACCACCUGUUCCUUGACCGCCAGCUGCGACCUAUAUUCCCUCCGCUUGCGCCCACACUCCCUUCUCCCUUCUCCAGCACCAUGGCGCAGCUCGACACCCUCGACAUCGUCGUGCUGGCUGCACUCCUCAUCGGCACAGUCGCCUACUUCACCAAAGGCACCUACUGGGCUGUCUAUGGAGACCCAUAUGGCAGUUCGGGAGCGGGCGCCAACGGCGCAGCGAAAGCGGCCAAGUCGCGGAAUAUCAUCGAGAAAAUGGAGGAAUCGGACAAGGACUGUGUCGUUUUCUAUGGCAGUCAGACCGGUACCGCUGAGGACUAUGCAUCUCGCCUGUCCAAGGAGGGGCACUCACGCUUCGGGCUCAAGACCAUGGUAGCUGACUUGGAGGAAUACGACUUUGAAAACCUAGACACUUUCCCAGAGGACAAACUCGCCGUCUUCGUGCUUGCCACCUACGGCGAGGGCGAGCCCACGGACAACGCCGUCGAGUUCUACGAGUUUAUUGGUUCAGAGGACGUCAGCUUCAGCGGAGAAGGAGGCGACGACGAUAAGCCCCUCAGCAAACUCAAAUACGUUGCCUUCGGACUCGGAAACAACACCUACGAGCAUUACAACUCCAUGGUUCGCAAUGUGGACAAAUACUUGACUACCCUCGGUGCAACCAGACUGGGAGCUGCUGGCGAGGGCGACGAUGGUGCCGGUACUAUGGAAGAGGACUUCCUGGCCUGGAAGGAGCCCAUGUGGACUGCAGUGGCUGAGAAAAUGGGCUUGGAGGAACGCGAGGCUGUAUAUGAGGCCGUCUUUGAGGUCACCGAGAGGGACGAUCUCUCUGCGGAAGACGACACUGUGUACCUUGGUGAGCCAAACAAGAACCAUCUUGAGGGCAACCAAAAAGGCCCGUUCAACGCCAACAACCCAUUCAUCGCACCCAUCGUCGAGUCAUCUGAGAUCUUCACCGCCAAAGAUAGAAACUGCUUACACAUGGAAAUCAGCAUUGCCGGAUCCAACCUGUCCUACACCACCGGUGACCACAUUGCUAUCUGGCCCAACAAUCCUGGAAGAGAAGUCGACCGUCUCUUCAAGGUGCUCGGCAUGGAGAACAAGCGUCACAGUGUUAUUACAGUCAAGGGGCUCGACCCAACCGCAAAGGUGCCUUUCCCGUCCCCGACUACUUUUGACGCGGCGCUCCGCUUUCAUAUCGAGAUUGGUGCUUCCGUCUCUCGCCAGCUGGUUUCCGUUAUUGCUCAAUUCGCCCCGAACGAAGACAUCAAGGUCGAGUUGACAAAGCUCGGCAGCGACAAGGAUUAUUUCAAGGAGCAAGUAACCAACCGUCACCUCAAUCUGGCACAGCUCCUAGAAAUCGUAGGCAAAGGCGAGACAUGGUCCAAGGUCCCUUUCUCCUUCAUCAUUGAAACUCUUGUGAAGAUCCAACCCCGCUUCUAUUCCAUCUCCUCGUCUUCUCUCGUUCAGAAGGACAAGAUCUCCAUCACCGCUGUCGUUGAAUCAGUGCAAAAGCCUGGCGCACCAUAUGUUCUCAAGGGUGUCACAACAAACUACUUGCUGGCAUUGAAGCAGAAGCAGCACGGCGACCCGAGCCCAGAUCCUCACGGUUUGGACUAUGCCAUCACUGGACCCCGCAACAAGUACGAUGGUGUUCACGUCCCCGUACAUGUACGUCAUUCAAACUUCAAACUGCCAUCGGAUCCUUCGAAGCCCGUUAUCAUGGUUGGCCCAGGAACAGGUGUUGCUCCAUUCCGGGCUUUCAUACAAGAACGAGCUGCACAAGCAAAGGCUGGUCAAAACGUCGGUAGAACUAUUUUGUUUUUUGGUUGCAGAAAGGAAUCCGAAGAUUUCCUGUAUCAGAAUGAAUGGCCGCAAUACAAGGAAGCUCUUGGUGACAACUUUACUCUCCACACUGCCUUUUCACGAGAUGGUCCCAACAAGGUCUACGUUCAACACCAUCUCGAGGAGUAUGGAGAGGAGGUGAACAGUCUUUUGGAGCAGAAGGGGUACUUCUACGUCUGUGGUGACGCGGCGCACAUGGCUCGCGAGGUCAACACACUUCUCGGCAAGAUCAUCUCGAAAUACAGGAACGUGUCAGAGACGAAGGGCGAGGAGAUUGUCAAGGCUAUGAGGGCAUCGAAUCAGUACCAAGAAGACGUCUGGUCAUGAUCGACGACAUAGAUGGUUUUUUGAGCAUUUUAAGGCUAGAUUGGGAGCGAGUACGGCGUUUCGUCCUCACCCCUUCACCCUUUUGGGUGGUUAGACGCGGAGGUAUCUAGGUUGGAUAUCAGGAUUUGAAUCUCUU
Messenger RNA from Dothidotthia symphoricarpi CBS 119687, 2611 nucleotides. RefSeq lists its product as uncharacterized. The transcript has 2 exons. The record is from RefSeq and is a predicted model, not a curated record. Lineage: Eukaryota; Fungi; Ascomycota; Dothideomycetes; Pleosporales; Dothidotthiaceae. The annotation marks the transcript as partial. Gene Ontology annotation, cellular component: cytosol. Gene Ontology annotation, molecular function: NADPH-hemoprotein reductase activity; flavin adenine dinucleotide binding; FMN binding.